ACACACACACUCCAACCUACCUGUAUUUACGCUCGCCCAAGGUCGAGUUUGUAGAAGGGCCAAACGGUCAUUAUACUCGUACUUCAACGUGUUCCUUGUUUUGCAGCAGACCAACUUCCCAUCGUGCCGCUGUCAAGAGGAUUGACUGGCGGCAGGGUUGUAGAGUCGCUGGAGCGGUGAACACCACAUAGUCCCGCCAGAACUGAUUACCGACAGUGUUGCUUUCGGCUAUCGCCACUUCAACUCUUCUCGUUCCACUUGCUACUAACAAAUCAUACGUUACAGGACUUAGGCUUUUGCCUCUAUUGCCCAAAGAUCUGACGGAGUUCUCUCGAUUCCGGGCAGCAUGGCUCGUGUUCCUGUGAACCAUCAUGGAUCACGGCAUGGAUCGCGGCAUGCCGUAGGUUCUAGUCUAUCUACAGUUGAUCGCGCCAAAGCCGCACGGAAAAAGAAACCAUACAAAGUCGUGAUGGAGGUCGUCACGCAAGAAAAGAAGAAACUUCGCUCUGUUAUGGCAUACUCCGCAGAAUCACCACCAGGAUACACCUUUGUGCCCUUGGGUCACCCAGAACUCACAGAAUAUUGCAAAGAACGAUGUAGACAGCGUAAUCUGGAAGCCCAUAUUGUAACUGCACAACCAAAGGCAAGGAAGAAUUCCGAUCCUGAAAAGGAUAACGACCACGCGCCUCGUAUCGACACCCAAAGGAUAGGGCACCAUUUCCCCAAUCAAAUCAUAGACGAAGCUUGCGAUGUACUGGGAUACAUAUGGCGAAACGGAACGUUUCAUAAAAGCUCAAGAAAUUAUGAAGAGACAAGGUUAGCCAGGACGCUGCGGGAUUAUGGACACCGUAUGCGUCUCCAUGGUCGACCCAUGACUGAAAAAGAAACGAAAGAUCAGAUCCGCGGCGCAAUCUUGGAAGUAUUUCCAAAGAUUCCUUCAUCAGACCUUGACGGAGUCGUAAGCCAUGCUUUCGAAGAGGGAACGAACAGAGUAGGUAAUGCUAAAGAUCUAACCCUUGCGCGCCGUGUGCAACUUGCCGUUGGAGCGUAUAUUCGUCACCAGUACACAAAUUAUGACACCAUCCUAAAGACUGGAGGAACUUGGCCCGAAGCACGAUCCCAAGUACAGUCGAUCACUUAUGGCAAGUUGAAAGAAUGGCGCGACGAGGGUGACGCUGGCAAUGAGCUAGAAGAAACAUUUCGUGAGAUCAUCGUUCUCGACGAUGAUGAAAGCGAUGAUGAGAGUGAGACUGAUGAUACCUCGUUCGAUGGAAGUGAAGCUAGCAUGGAAAUCAUAUCUAGCCAGGCGACUGCGGGCGAACUGCGCCCUAAUAAUCCAGCAGAUAUGUUUUCUCUAGACGUGCGCCCCGUUGGUCACAGAAGGCGGAUGAUAUAUCUAGAGCCUGCGCACAGGGGUGUCAUCUCUGUUCCUGGAUCACCCAGACCGCUCGUCAGAGUCCCUGCGCAACCAUCUUAUAUGCAGCAAGUGCCUUUGAGCCAUAAUUACCCUUCCAUCCCACACAUCAAACGACAGACAGAAGUACGAGGAGUUCGACCUGCUCCACGUGCGGGCCUGGUACAGGCCUCGGAUGGGAAAUGGUAUAACCUUGAACCAAUUGAUGAACCCGGCCUGGUACCAACAAGGGCAGCAGAGUAUGCUUCUCAUACGGUAGAGUACCCCCCUCCGCCGUCUUCUGUCUUUCAUCAUAGCAAUGGGCGCGUGCAAAGCCCAAGACAAGUCGACUCACAAGACACCCAUGGAAUGAGAUCAGCGCACCUGGGCAACUCGGGGCGUUCAUCAAGAGAAGAAAUUGUGCUCCCAUCUAUUGAGCAAGAGACCGGGAUUGUAGUAUCUCCAAGGCGCUACCCUGAAGGUUUGAUCCCUAUCGAUGACCACGGCUCUGCUCCCAUGGGAAGUCAUCAUCCCAUUGUGCAUACACCCAAAAGGAAAGCUUUCGCACCCAUCAUUCGCGAAGACCCUCGUCCGUAUGAACCUCAGCACAAACGCCUCAGGCCCCUAGACCAUAGUGCUCCAUUGCCACCGCCACCUCCCCAAUCUAUUCUGAAUCGCUCACAUACCCGACUACCUCUGGAUGACACAUAUAAUCGGUCCGGGAGGCAGCUGUCUCACGGACCAGCCCCUCCACGUAUCGACGUUGACCUGAACUCCAGCCCAUAUAGGCGUUCAGACAGAGAUCGACUCUUUGAUACUGACCCUUCACAUACGUAUGCACUUCGUGGUCGGCCAUACGUUUCUAAUUCCUACGGCGCCCAAGCCAAUCGCGUACUUGCAUAUGCUGAGAGAUCAGCCCCCCAAUACGACCAUUUUGAGCCAGUCAACCGCCAAAUUCGCUACUCUGCGGCACCUAGCGAGUAUCGUAACAGAUCUGGUUUUUAUUGAUUGCUCCCCUCUCGGAAUCACGUCAGCGUUUGCAUUUUACGAUACCCCAUUUUCUAAAGCCUUCUGGCUAUGUAUUCUCAUGAUCGUCAUUACGUUUUCUACAUUAGCGGGCGGCUAUAUACAACUUCGAUCAAUUAUGGAGCUAGCCCAAGGUAUUAAAGUACUGUUUUAUACGGGCUCUACUUGCGGAAUUGAAGUUUUGGUAUUGCAGGGAUUCAGAUCAUGUCGCACAGUGCAGUCAGCCUGUCUACACUUGCAUGAUCAGUAGGCAAAAACUACAACACCAAAGAGAUGUACAUAAUACCCACGAUGUAUAAAUCAUACCAACAAAG
Messenger RNA from Aaosphaeria arxii CBS 175.79, 2733 nucleotides. RefSeq lists its product as uncharacterized. Lineage: Eukaryota; Fungi; Ascomycota; Dothideomycetes; Pleosporales. The record is from RefSeq and is a predicted model, not a curated record. The coding region runs from base 347 to 2401 and encodes 684 amino acids. The transcript has 6 exons.